Messenger RNA from Penicillium taxi, 840 nucleotides. RefSeq lists its product as uncharacterized. The transcript has a single exon. The coding region runs from base 1 to 840 and encodes 279 amino acids. NCBI's taxonomy places the organism in Eukaryota, Fungi, Ascomycota, Eurotiomycetes, Eurotiales, Aspergillaceae. The record is from RefSeq and is a predicted model, not a curated record.
AUGUACGAACUCACCAAUGAAAGACCCAAUACCGUUGUUGAGCCUGUUCAAGUUCCACCAGAUAGUGGAAUGGGAGCUGGAGAGACACGCUUGUUUAUCAGUUUAGCCGAGCGGGGAUAUAAGCCUCUCAUGUCUGGACACUGGGCUGAUGACUUCGAGACGCUACCAGCCUCAUUGUUCACCAAGGUAAAGAAUGGGAAGAUACCAGAAAACGAGCAAGGCUUAGUCUUUAAGGAAAAGAAGGGAUCCGAGUUCGACGCUAUAAAGGCGUUGCAAGAGCUUCUCACAGUUGGUGGCCGCUUUAGAGACUGCAAAAUGUUGAAGGCUCGCACUGAAAGAAUAAUUCAUCAUGCGGUUCAGAAGUAUCUGCGCUGGGCCAUUAAAGAUGGUAAUCUCAAGAUAUCGCCAGAGAUGAUUCCCGUUCAUAUGGUUGGUUGCCAGAGGGGGGAUGAAGAUACCAUCACUAUUAUCACACGAGCGUCCAAGAAAUUAGAGCGACUAGCUAAACGCCAUCAAGAUGCACACGCAGACUUCGAAAAUCCUUACUGGCCAACUUUACUUGGAUUUAUUCUUUGUGGCCCUAUCUUCUCUAUUGUAUCCGUUGAUACCGAUCCCAAAGAUGCUCGCUGGUCUUCUACUGCGUCUGAUACUCCGAUAAAGUAUCUCUCCUACUUUGAUAUUUCUGAUUUUGACCAGGACGUGUGGAACUCUCUUGCGAUAGCUAUUUCGAUUCUUCACAUUAGGGAUACGAUGGCUCAGCUUGCCAAUGUUUAUUCAGGCUCUCUUGUUCCUCAUUUUCGUGCUCCGGGUGAGGAUGACACGGAUGAUGAGGACUUUUGA